Peronospora belbahrii is the source of this 1803-nucleotide messenger RNA. The record is from the annotation of a GenBank genome assembly. Lineage: Eukaryota; Oomycota; Peronosporomycetes; Peronosporales; Peronosporaceae.
AUGACAAUGCUGCCAUCACUCACGACCUGUUCGCUUGAAGCGCUCAAGAAGGAACCACGACGUCUGCAGGUUCAGGUAGAAAAUACCGCAGAGCAGCUACGUAAUCUUGUGCUCAAGAAUUACCACGUGUUUAUCCAGAGCAACCAGUGCGCUGCUAUUGUCAAAAAUGAACUAGCAGAGCUGAAGGAAGAGACGACAAAGAUUGAAGCUGCUAUUCCAUUGUUACAGGAGCAUUGCAGUGAAUUUCAAAAUGAAGUCGCGGAGAUUGUGACCAAAUACGGCGAUAUUCAGUUUGUAUUUAAGCAUUAUUUACAGUUGACUGAGCUGCUGGAGAUCCCGCAACUGCUAGAGGCUUGUAUCCAUAAUGAAAUGUUUGACUCAGCACUGGAUGUGAUUCAGUUCACCAAUGAGAUGUUCCGGUCUGAUGAGAACGUGAAUGCGGCAGGCAAUGUGGUGAUUGACUGUCUACUGCAGGAAGUGGCAGAGAUGACUAGCACUAUGCGCGAAAGACUACUGCAAAAGUUGCGUGAGGACCUGCAGUUGGCACUUUGCGUUCGAAUUGUCGGGUAUCUUCGACGUCUGGAUACUUUAGUUGAUAAGGAUGGAGUGGCAGCUGUUGGAUCGUUGGAGUAUGAAAAGAAGCUUAAGGAGGAGUUUCUUGCCUGCAGAAAUGUGUGGCUGGCUUCCUUGAGCCGAGGCAUUUCAAAUUCAGACCCGUAUCAAUACAUUGUUCAAAUAAUUGACAUCAAGCGUGCAACCUGGUUCGACAUGAUUACUCAAUACUCGGCUAUUUUUGGGAGCGAGAAUGUAGACGGUAAAGUUGAUCCCUCACUGUGUCGCUGGGCGACGACAACGGUCGCAAAUUUUAUUCACAUUCUCAUGAAGCAAUUGCCGAAGAUUGAUGACUUCAGUUCGAUUGCGACAACUUUUGAACAGAGUUUGUUUUUUGGAGGGUCGCUGGGCCGCGUCGGUGUGGACUUUCGUGCGGUACUUGUCGUGUACUUUGAGGACCACAUACUGAACUUAAUGACGGAGUCCUGGCGUUCUGCUUGUCGCGAGUUUCAGGAGAAUCUAAACGCACACUCGUUGUCAGCAUCCAGUGGUUCUUCAUUCUUAGCAUCUUCAAAGACACCCAUUGUGAUUGCAUCGUAUCGCUCGUCAGUUAAUGCAAGUGACAGCAGCUAUCCUUCUACAGCUCGUCCGGUAGCUGCCUCUACUGAUAGUGAAGACUAUUCACCACCUCGGUGCCUGAUGUCAUUUCCUAUGCUGGCUGAGUUUACCAACGCAUUGCUAUCUUCGCUGAAUGAGUUGAGACUGUGUACAAUUUUAUCACUGCAGAACCGUUUGAGCAAAAAGUACCAGAGCGCAAUUGGCACGAUGUUGCUCACCAUCGCUGAGUUCGUUAAGGAGAACAGACUUGAUUUACACGCCUCUGCAGGAGAAAGCAACGCUGAUGGAACGAACACGAUUUCAAGGAAUGCGAGGGUCGUGACGCUGACUGAGUCUGUUUGUGCGAUGAACGAGGUUAUUCGUUCUGAGCUCGUGCCAUACCUGCUCAAGUGCUUCCACCGCCUAUUCCCUGUGCCGUCAGCAGCUGCACUCUCUUCCGCCAGUGUAUUGAGCAAGGAAAUCGAUGAUUUUGAUGGGAUCAUGCGGGAGACUGGUUUGCUGACACCAUCACAGUCUGGUGAGGGCAAAACAAAAGCUAUCGUGUAUGAUAGUGCUGAUUUGUCACAACCUAGAAGUCAGAACAGUGAUGCUAUUGGCACCAAUGCAGUCGAUUUUCUUGCAUCCACAAGCUGA